CAUUUCACAGUUAAUACCUACAUGGCAUUUGGCAUAAAACCCUCACAAUGGCAACGGCGUUUAAAAGAUAUUACCAUAUUGAAUUGUGAACGAAAGAAAAUGCAUUCCGAAACUCGUCCGAGUGCACGUGUAGUUACUGUCGUUUAUAAAUAAACAGACAGGCAUCAUGACGUCACUUCGGGAUAGCCAUGACGUCAUGGAAGGGGAGGACAAGACAAGACAAAGCAAAAAAGAUAAAGAGGUAGUUGACCUGCCUCCUAUUGGAACUUCCCUUCAUAAAAGAAGAAGAGGUGAACCACCCGCUACUCUAUCGGUUAAACCUCAUACACCCUCUGACCCUGAAGGUUCCUCACCAUGUACAGCUGGGCCUACAUCAGAAGAAUACUGGCUGGAAGAAACAGAUCCUGAUGUAUUCUGCGACAAAAUUAUUGAAAGACUUAAAGAUAAGGACGAUCUUCCUUCUAAACGUGGUCGAGAACUUGCCAUUAAGACAAAAGAAACAAUUGAAGUUCUUGAUCAACUAGAUAAAUUACUAGAGUUAUUAGACCAGUUUGUUACUUUGAAAGAGCAGAACGGUAAACUACUAAGGAAAUUGAGAGAUGUAAACUAUUUAAAAAGGUUACACAGCGCGCAUAAGAAAAUUGAUAAGGAGAAUGAGAAAAUAAGAAAGGAGACAAAAGAAAUAGAAAUGUUAAAUGAAGCUUUUGAGGGUGAAUUAGAGUUUGAGUAUGGACAAGCAAUUCUCGACAACAUGAUCACUGGAACAAGGAUGAAGAGAUCGGGAUCAAAAUGGAAAAGUCACGGGAAGUUUGGAGGAUCGUUGCUGAGGAAACAAAGAUCGAGGUCGUCUGAAGGAGAUGAGAAUGACGUACCUCCUGGCACUCCCUCCUCCUCAUUGAGAAGGAGGUCUGAAGGCAUUUAUGCGAAGGAGGUGGAGAAAUCGAAGGUCUCCAAAUGGACGAGAGUCAAGGCUGCGUUUAAAUGGGAAAAAGCCCAAUGGCCACUAGCUACCAGUGCAGCAGGAGCCGUCGCAGCAGGGGCUAUGGUCGGAGUCGUGGCUCUCGCUGGCUCUUAUCCUUCAGGGACUCUGAGCAACCCCGAACCCAGAGACUCCGCAAGUUUAACUCCUGGCAGCGCAUUGUCGCUAACUCCAAAUUCUUCAUGUGAGGAGUUGAGAAUGGAUUCAAAUCUCAGCCGUAAUAAAAGCGGGCUUCUCCGAUGCGACGAGAACGACAACACAUUCCUACAGGCGCCUACGCAGGACGACAGUUCCACCUCUCCAUCUCCGAACAAACUGCAUAAAAGCCCCUGGGUGAAGAUGAAGGACAUAAUCCAGACGCACCGCGAUUCUGUUAAGAAGAAGUCCAGGGGACUCAAGACCUCCCCUGACGUGGUACCGGCUAGGAGACGAUCAUUGAGCGAUGGUGGAGACAGCGAUGCGCCUCCGGCGUUAACGUUGACUAUACCUUCCUCUGAGGAACUUGAAUGUGGUGAACCUCAUCCUAUACUCCGCAAGCAGCGUUCCUUGGAGCUGGGUGCCCGGCCUCCACUACACCCUCCGCCUCGCGCCUCUAAAUGGACCAAAGUGAAAAGAGCCUUUCUAACGUCGGCUUCAGCGUCUGUCCCGUCCAGUCCUAGCAGACACUCUGCGUUUUUUACUGAUGCUGAAACCGAAGGCCUGAGUAGUGGGUGCGAGGCGAGCGGGUUCCGCGAGGAGAUAGCUCGGGACUACGCGGCGUUGCAGACGAGAUUGGGUCGGGAGUUUUCCGACCGACGAGGCAAGCUAUAUGCUUCGACAAGGCCUGUGGCGACCGAGGAGCAGCUGUCAGCUGAUUUCAGGAAGAAGCUGGCGGAGUGGCAGCGUAUCAAAGGGGAGAGACAGCCCCCACCCGCACCCGCCCGAAAGGAUCUAAGCGAGGACUUUCUUAAGAAGUGGGACGAAUGGAAACGUAUGAAAGAAACAAACUCCGUUCCAGCAUGGGAGGAAGAAGCGAAACCUGAUGAAGUUCUCGUACAAACUUCCACGGGCCUGUUCAAAUUCCAGGGAAUUUCUCGUUCCUUCACACGAAAGCUCCACGAAUGGGAAAAAUCCCGAGGAAUAGCACCUGAAUAUUCUACAUCGGCAUUGCUCCGGGCGGCACGAGCCCAGGGUAGAGGAAAGGCGCCCCCCACGCCACUCACGCGUACGCAAUCUGACGGGAGUGUAGCGCCAUCCGCUGCCGGCUCUGGACGUCUUCACGCUUCAAGUCUCAGUGUCAACGACGCUGAUGACUUUGAUUCGGAAUAUGAAAGGGAUAAUUCUCUGGAUGCUGACGAAUGUGAAGGCGACCAGACUCGAGGAGCAGUUCUAGUAGAAGUAGAAGCCGAAGAAGUCUGCACCGCAGCGCCUCUGGUAGCAGUAUCUCCUCGUCAUACUCCGCAAAAACCUGUUUAUACGUAUGGUCAGGCGGAAGCACGCUUACUGUGUGAAACCAACGCUGCCGUUACGGGAACUGCUGUUUUACAGCCAAAUGGAGCAGUUAUUCUUUCAGAUCCUCGUAGAGCUAAAUCAAAAGGAGCCAAACCAAAAUCAUCCCGCAACCAGCCGAAGACCGAAAAGAUUAAAAAGAAAAUUACAAGACAACCCAGUAUUGAAGAAGAUGCAAUGUUUAUAAGGAAAACUAUUGAAGAAAUCGAAAGAGGUAGUUCCAGUCGUCUCAAAGAUCCAAUAAGUUUUCAGACCAAAGAUAUAUUUAAUAAAACAGAUGAUCGGCAAAUGCCAUCUACGAGUAAAAGUUGCAUGGGCAAAAAUUCAAAACUAAAUGACAGCAUAGAGAGCAAAGGCAAGGAAAUGGAUGAUGAUUUAAAAGAUGAUAGCAAACGAAAAGAUGCUGAUAAAGGAAAUGGUAAAAAGAAAUCUAAAUCCAGAGCUCGAUUAGAGCGAGAACAGUCAAAACCAUCAGAAACUGAUACUGAACCUGAUGUAGAUACUGUUACUGUGGAGAUCCCUAGACGAAGAAAAAGACCAAGACGUGCUUCGGAAAGACCGAGGACACCACCUAUUUCUUUGCACUCAGAUUCAGAAGAAGAGGUAUUUGUACUUAAGCUAAAAGCACCAGAGCAUCGAGAAGGAUCUCCUGAAGUAAUUGUUAAGACAACUAGAAAAAUAUUCUCACCGGUAGUACGAAGUGGAGAAUCAGUACCUCGAGCCGUUAUACCAGUAGAUGUGGAAGAUCUAGACGACGUUGCACCUUCUUCAGGCCACAAAGGUCAUCACAGUCACAGCUCAAUAUCUAAAAAGAAAUCUGAAAAUACUUCUGAUAAAGGAAAACAAGAGUUAUACUCAAGGUCAAAGAGUUCUGGUGAUCUUCAAGAAAGUGAAGAACAGAGACCUAGAAGCAGGCCUCCGCUGCCUUCGUCACCGUCGUCACAGAGGAAACCUCAGCCUAAAGAAACUGCGCCAUCAAUCCGUAUAAUGAUACAGAGGUAUAAUAUGAAGAUUAACGAAGAAGGUCACACCUCUGGCAACAGUAGUGGAGCAUCAUCUCCUGCUUGGAGAUCUCCUAUAUCUGAAAGAAGAAGACCUCCCGAUAUGCCUGUUGGUGUUAAUAUUAGAAACAACCCAUUCCUGGAAAGGGAGGUCCAGAAAUCCGCAAGUGCAUGCCAACUAUCCCGACGCGACCAAACAUCUGUCGAAAAGCGUCUUGAACCAGUUGUGCAACAAGGUUUCGACGGAGUGUUAAAAUCUCACAGUGCAAACGCUUUACAUCCCGAGAAAAAAUUAGACUCCCCACAGCCAAUGAAGAAAAUAGAUCAAAGCCAAGAGACAAUAAAAUAUAAUACAGCGAGUACUGAUACUAUUGUGCCAGAUUUGACCAAAGAUUUGCCUCAAGCCAAUCAAACGUCUGCCCCCCCACCAGUUUUGAGACAAAUAUCUGAUACAAUAGUCCCAACUAUAGCGAAAUUCAUGGAACAACAUCCAAGCUUUUUCGAGAGGUCCAUAUCGAAUGUAGAGUCAUCGAUAUCAAGAAUCGAAGACCAUUCUGCAGCAGCUAAACUUUCGGACAGGACGGCGAGGAUUCGAGCUGCCAGAGAAAGGUUUUUAUCUUCACCAACAGUGCAAAUGAGAAGAGAAGGAACUAGUUCUACCAGUGACCUUAGACCAGGAGACAGAUCGAGUAGAAUUAGCUGCGAAAGUGAUGUCACGGAGUCCCAAAGUUCUAAUGCGCAGGAGUCGGGGCUAGGACGAAGCGCGUCUACGGGAAUGGUUAACGUGGAUAAAGAGUCCUGGCAACGUGUAGCAGAAGGCGGUCGUCGUCAAAACAAAUCUCGGUCACGCUUCAGCCUGGCCCGCCUAGCUGCCAAAUUGCGCCGGAAGGAUGACGGCGCGGUAUCACGACUUUGCCGACAAAGCCUCUUGGUCCAGUUGAAAAACAAACCAUGAAUAAAAUUAUUUAUUUA
Hyposmocoma kahamanoa is the source of this 4440-nucleotide messenger RNA. RefSeq lists its product as uncharacterized. The transcript is spliced from 17 exons. Lineage: Eukaryota; Metazoa; Arthropoda; Insecta; Lepidoptera; Cosmopterigidae. The coding region runs from base 167 to 4423 and encodes 1418 amino acids. The record is from RefSeq and is a predicted model, not a curated record.